Messenger RNA from Acinonyx jubatus (cheetah), 9523 nucleotides. It is a transcript of the gene WFDC11, whose product is annotated as WAP four-disulfide core domain 11. Bases 3022 to 3573 code for a protein of 183 amino acids. The record is from RefSeq and is a predicted model, not a curated record. Lineage: Eukaryota; Metazoa; Chordata; Mammalia; Carnivora; Felidae. The transcript has 4 exons.
GAAAAUAUGCACGGUAUGAUCUCAAUCUUUUUGUACUUACUUGGGGCUGAUUUGUGUCCCAGUAUGUGGUCUAUUCUGGAGAAUGUUCCAUGUGCACUGGAGAAGAAUGUGAAUUUUGCUGCUUUAGGAUGAAAUGUUCUGAAUGUAUCUAUUAAGUCCAUCUGAUCCAGUGUGUCAUUCAAAGCCAUUGUUUCCUUUUUGGUUUUCUGAUUAGAGGAUCUGUCCAUUGUUGUAAGUGGGGUGUUGAAGUCCCCUACUAUUAUGGUAUUAUUAUCAAUGAGUUUCUUUAUGUUUGUGGUUAAUUGAUUUAUAUGUAUGGCUGCUCUCACAUUUGAAGCAUCAAUGUUUACAAUUGUUAGGUCUUCUUGGUGGAUAGACCUCUUAAUUAUGAUAUAAUGCCCUUCUUCAUCUCUUGUUACAGUCUUUAUUUUAAAGCCUAGACUGUCUGAUAUAAGUAUGGCUACUCUGGCUUUCUUUUGUUGACCAUUAGCAUGAUAGAUGGUUCUCCAUCCCCUCAUUUUCAAUCUGAAGGUGGUUUAGGUCUAAAAUGGGUCUCUUGUAAACAGCAUAUAGAUGGAUCUUUUUUUCUUAUCCAUUCUGUUACCGUAUGUCUUUUGAUUGCAGCAUUUAGUCCAUUGACAUUUAGAGUGAGUACUGAAAGAUAUGUAUUUAUUACCAUUAUGUUGCUUGUAGAGUUGGAGUUUCUGGUGGGGUUCUCUGGUCCUUUCUAGUCUUUGUUGCUUUUGGUCUUUAUUUGUUUGUUUGUUUGUUUGUUUUAGUCUUUUCUCCCCUCAGAGAGUCCCCCUUAAAAUUUCUUGCAGGACUGGUUUAGUGGUCAUGAAGUCCCUUAAUUUUUGUUUGUCUGGGAAACUUUUAAUCUCUUCUAUUUUGAAUGACAGCCUUGCUGGAUAAAGAAUUCUUGGCUGCAUGUUUUUCUGAUUCAGCACAUUGAAUAUAUCCUGCCACUCCUUUCUGGCCUGCCAUGUUUCUGUGGAUAGGUCUGCUGCAAACCUGAUCUGUCUUUCCUUGUAAGUUAAGGAGUUUUUUUCCUUUGCCGUUUUCAUGAUUCUUUCCUUGCCUGAGUAUUUUGUGAAUUUGACUAUGAUAUGCCUUGUUGAUAGUCAGUUUUUGUUGAAUCUAAUGGGAGUCCUCUGCUUCCUGGAUUUUGAUGUCUGUGUCUUUCCCCAGGUUAGGAAAGUUUUCUGCUAUGAUUUGCUCACAUAACCCUUCUACCCCUAUUCCUUUCUCUUCCUCUUCUGGGACCCCUGUUAUUCUGAUGUUGUUCCUUUUUUAAUGAGUCACUGAUUUCUCUAAUUCUUCAAUUGUGCUCUUUUGCCCUAAUAUCCCUCUUUUUUUCUGCUUUAGUCUUCCUCUUUUUUUCUGCUUCAUUAUUCUCCAUAAGUUUGUCACUGAUUCUCUGCUCUGCCUCAUCCAUCCUUGCCACUGUGGCAUCCAUUAGAGACUGCCUCAGUUACAACAUUUUUUAUUUCAUCCUGACUAGCUUUUACUUCUUUUAUCUCCUCAGAGAGGGAUUCUAAUCUAUUUUCGACUGCAGCUAGUAUUCUUAUUAUCGUGAUUCUAAAUUCUGGUUCAGACAUCUUGCUUGUAUUUGUGUUGGUUAAGUCUCUGGCUGUUGUUUCUUCCUGUUCUUUCUUUUGGGGUGAAUUCCUUCAUUUCAUCAUUUUGAAGGGAGACAAGGAAUUAAUGAGGUAAAAAAAUUAAAAUAGUUAAGUUAAAAAAGGAAGAUUGAAAUAAAAAAUUAAAAACAACACACACAUACACAAAUCAAAUAAAUGAUGUCAGAUCCUAGGUGUGUUUUAAAAAAAUUUUUUUUAACACUUAUUCAUUUUUGAGAGUGAUAGAGGCAGAGCAUGAGCAGGGGAGGGGCAGAGAGAGAGGGAGACACAGAAUCAGAAUCAGGCUCAAGGCUCCGAACUGUCAGCACAGGGCCUGAUGCGGGGCUCAAACUCAUGGACUGCGAGAUCAUGACCUGAGCUGAAGUCGGACGCUCAAUCCACUGAGCCACCCAGGUACCCCAGAUCCUAAGUGUGUUUUUGUCUGGUUGUUGGAAGGGUCUUGAUAGAGAAAUGGAGAAAGAAAAAAAAAAGGAAAUCAUUUGAAAAUUUGAAAAAACGAAUACACUGAAAUAGAAUAAAAUGAAAUUAUGUAAGUAAAAUAGAAGUUGAAAAAAUGUACACAAAAGUAAAAAAAUAAUAGAAAAAAAUUAAAAAUAUUUUUAAUAGAAAUUGAAAAUAAAAAUAAAUUUUUUCUCUUUCUGCAUUUAAGAAAAAGAAAGGAAAUGCAAAAGAGAAAAUAAAUGAAUAGUUGGACCAGUGAACAGACUGAGAGACGAUUGAAAUUACUUCAUUUUCACCUAGAAGUCAAACUUUGAAGCACUAUAUAGUCCGUAAACUAAGCAGCUGGAGAGAUUUGUGUUCCUGAAGAGGAAGGUUGGCCCAGUUGGACGGGGCUUAGGGUAAUGGCUCUGCUCUCCACUAGAUGGCACUGCUUAGCUACUGGGGUGGGUUGGUGUGGCGCUUGUAGGUGUGUAUGCGCAUGCGUGGUAGCAGUGAAAAUGGCAUCACCCAGGUACUCAGUCUCUAGUAUCGGGACUCAGUUCUCCCCAAUCAGCAAUCGUGCACCUGUUCUUCAUCUCCGGCUUUUGUCCACUCCAUGCUUUUACACUGUCAGUGACCAAGCCCCAGGCAACACCUCCCUCUUUAGUUUUAUCUCAGAUGCGGCUGUGUUUCCCAACCCCUCACUUCUGAGGGACUGUGGCUUUGACCCAUUCUGCCCCUCUGCAGGAGAGUCUCACUGAGCAGUGGCUGGGUGCUGGCCGCACCCAGGAUUGUUCGCGGGAUCGUGCUGCUGCCGAAGCCCAGAGACCGUGGCCGGGUGCCAGCCCGCCCCAGAAAGAGUUCACACGAUCGUGUAGCAGCAGCACUUCAGGGAUUAUGGAAAAUCACAACACGCAUUUGGCACCAGGCUUCACCCCCAGCGACCUUAGUCCAGCACCAGCGAAUGUGGUUGUUCACCCGGGUCCACUGGGGCACACAGCCUCUACCAGAUGUCCUCCAGAGAGGGAAACCGCCUCUCCCCUGUGGCCCAAAGACCCCCGGACUUCGCUCUGCUCCUGGGGAUUCACCCUUCUCACCAGAGCACCGCCAGGGGCUCUGGCAUUCCCAGAGACCAGGAGGAAGAGCCACCAGUCAAAUAGCUACCAGCUUCCAACUCGAACAUCUUCAGAGCAGCUGGAAAGGGGAAAACAUCCUGACAGUAUAUAUUCAGACACAUACGGUCAGCAUCAUGAAGCUCUGGACGCCUCAACUCAUGACAUUCCUCUGUAUGGUGCUACUGUCUGUGCUGGGAGUGAUAAAAGAAAAACACAGCUGGGCUGACAUGUUACUUGAGGAGUGCUGGGGACAGCCAAAUGUCCUUGAAUGCACCAAGAAGUGUUCUGGAACCUUUAAAUGUAUAAACAAAAAUCACACAUGCUGCUGGACCUAUUGUGGAAACAUCUGCUGGAAAAAUAAAGUGAGUUGGGAGGUGUGUUUGGGCAUGGAUCUUCACUGAUUCUCAGAUGCUGUUAUUCAUAAACAGAAGACCGAAGCACCCUAAAUCCUAGGCACAAAAAUAGUGGAAGACAAUGUACCCUAAACCUGGACAGCAGUUCACUGGCAAAUAAACCAAGAUACCAGGUUGGGGCAUAUUGUUCGUUAUAUAAUCAAUGCCUAUGUUGUUCUCAUUAUAUUGCUCAAUUGUUUGCUCUUUUCCUGAUUUUUGUCCAAAUUUCUAACCAUUGCCUCUAUAGUCAGACCUUUCUAUGAGCCCUUUUGGCUCAGCCAGGCCCCAAAUCUCUAUGUUUCUCUGUUCAAUGAACCAAACCCACCUCCCCACCUCAGAAGUGGACUUUUUCUUGUUACAAAAAGUACUCCUGUCCCAGGGUCUGCCAUAGAUGGGUAAUAUUAAGCUUGGGAAUGAAUGCUUGUUCCUCAGAGUUCCCUAACCUCUGAGUGUAUAACCUUUCUGUCUUACAGGAAAUCUUUGAAAGACAUCUAAAACCCUAAUCUUCCAGCUGGACACCAGUCUGUUCUCACUGAGGGCUGGGCAGGAGCAAAUCCUUGACAAAUAAACUCAUUUAUCAACAGUGGCUUUUAGCUUUUUCAACUCCAUUUCACUACUUUUUUUUUUUAACUUUAUUUUUUAUUUUUUAAAAUUUACAUCCAAAUUAGUUAGCAUAUAGCGAAGCAAUGAUUUCAGGAGUAGAUUCCUUAAUGCCCCUGACCCAUUUAGCCCACCGCCCCAACAGAUCUCAAUGCCUGGCCUUCCUGGGCCUUCUCCAUUGUCUGCAGCCAGGAACCUGUAUCCCUUGUAAGUCAUGGCUUGGGUGAAGCUACCCCCCAUAGAAUCUACCCUCUGAGAACUCAGCAACGUCUGAGACAUCCCGCAGACCCUCUCACUCCCCAGGAUUUGCAGGGUCCAGAGAAGAAGAGGACCUGUCACUUUCCCCCCUCUCUCCUGUGCCUGUCACUGUGUCCAGGACCCCUGCCCCUUCCCAGAAAAUACCACUUGCGCUGUUUCCCUUCCGCUGCCACCAUCCCGGUCCCUCUGAUGAGAACUUCGACUUGACUGUGUACACCCCAAAACUUACUUUCCCAGGGCCCUUUCUUUCUGUACCCAUUCCCAUCAAUAUUAUUGGAUGUUUACAGGUCACAGAAGUACAGAAAUCCAAGAAUAAUUGUUUGGUUUCCCCAAGUGAUUCUCAGCCCUGAUGUACCUUUCACUACUGAGUGUACUGUUUAGUGUCUGGGUACUUGGGAUGGAGAGUCAAAAGACAGUUUCCCCCUCCACCCCCAUCAGUGUUCCUGGUGCUGCGUAAAGGGGACAGAGGGCUAUCGUUUGGGAGGACCCAGAAUCUUCAUAGUGCUGUGGUCAGAGUGAUGAGGGACCAUAAGGCAGGCUGAGGGCCAAGCACAAGCUAGCAUUACCCCCCACCCCCAGGUGGGAUAUGAGAUAUUCCUCAGACACUCCUAACUGCACAAGUACAAAGGAAAGGACAGAAAACAAAUGACUAACUGAUAAAGAUCACAGUCAUACAGGACAUGGGUCUCCAUCAGUUUACAAAUAUCUUAGUAAAUUAAAAUUUAAAUAAAUUUUAAAAAUUUAGCAAAUUUAUCAAUAGCCUAGUCUCUAGAAAUCUAUAGACCCAGUUUCCUGGAGUCCCUAAUAUCACCCUCCCCUCCAUAGUGAUGUGGGGAAGGAUUAAAGGCAAGAAGGAAAUGGCAGGUAAAAUUAAAUUUCCUUAUAACCUGCAGCCCAUCAACAAGUACUUGAGGCAAAUAUAGAGUAGUACAUUUCUCCAGGAACAUUUGUCCUAGAAGGCCCUACCACCUUAAUGCUUUGCUAGAAGGAAAAACAACCUUAGCUUGACAAUAGCUAGGCCUCCAGUAAUCUGUGAGUCUUUAGCUUAUGAAAGUCUCUUUGGAAACUUCCCUUUUGACUUUACCUCCCCCAAGUCCAUGGUUCUACACAACCCCAGUGAAGCUCUUCCUGCCCACUGGUCCUGUUCCCGUGCUUUAAUAAAAUCACCUUUUUGCACCAAAGACAUCUUCAAGAAUUCUUUCUUGGCUGUCGGCUCCAGACCUCACGAACCCCACCAUCACCCCAAAACCUCAUCAAGAGCAGAAUGUGCUGAAAGGCUCCAAUUCCCAGGUCUCCCUCAGAAGGGACACAGCCCCUCCUGGCUCCCUUCCCUCCCCACCCCCUUAGUCCAUCACCUAUUCUGCAUCCUGUUCAGUUUACGGUGCCCUCCCUGGGCCUGUAGCAACAGCACAGAGAGGAGAAGGAUGGGCAGCAGAGCCUGGGUUGGCAUGACUCUGGCCAGAAAGGAGAGCUCUCAGUCUGCCACAGGCUUCUCUGGAGAGCUGGGUGGUUAUCCUGGGCCCUUCCUGCUUCCACUGGCCAAGCAAGGGGCCUUUUCCCCCAUCCCCUAUGCCUGUACCUGACCAUGGCCUGUUCUCUGGGACUUGGGCUUCUGCAGACAAGUCCUCCUCUCACGUGACUAAACCCCUCCCUUGCAAACAAUUAUUUUCUACUUUAAUUGUAGUGCCUUAGAGCUCAGAGUUAUCCAAAGCACAAAGACUCAGGGGCUCAGGGCUGGGCUUUGUUUUGACCCUUAGGGAUAAGAAGGACUUGGAACUGGAACUGGAUUGAGUGAGGGUGGUUAUUCCUUCAUGACAAAAGAGGUAGAGAAGAACAAAAGGUUAGGGACCCUCAAAGGAAGGAUCAGGGACGGAAAGCAUUUUCCUCUUGGAUAUCCAGGAUAUUACAGGGGAGGAAAGCAAUUUUUCCUCUACCCUUCUGGGUUCUGGUUUGAAACCCCCCUGCAGUAAAAGACAGAUUAGCAGGAGAAAAACAAACUGAAUUUUCCUAAUGUGUAUACCUCCAAUAUACACGGGAGAGACCAGGAAAACUGAGUAACUUCCCCAAGUGGCCCAAAUGAUCUCCUCAAAACCUGCUUCAGCUGAAGACAAAAGAUGUGGAAAGGAAGGGGAAGACCAGUUAUGGGAAGUCACCAGGAAAGGCACUAAGAACAAAGGUUUGGUUGUUAUGCAGAUUUCUGCUACAGGCUCCAUUGAUAAAGAAUUUCUAGGGGUUGAAAGUCACCCUUCUUUUCCACUUAACAGAGAGGAAGACACGUCUACAAAUGGAGACUUUCCUCAUACGUGUAAAUGUUUCUUAUGAGGGGGAGCAAACUUUGCCAACCCAAGAUCUGCCUCUAUGGCAUAUUGAUUAUUUUACGCUGGUUAUUUUUAAGAAAUAGCAGACACAGGUGAAACUCUGAAAACUGAAUAGAAGUUACCAUUUUGUAAGAGAUUGUUUAAUGUAAUCCCGGGCCAUUGAGAGAUGGAAGGGAGAGAAGAUGUGUUGCUCCAGGUGAAGUGUUGCUUCAAUUUGGAGUUUUGACUUUCUUAUUUCCAGACACCUUCUAUUUCCCUCCCUUUGAACAUCUCAAGGAAUUUUGUUCAGUUCAUCUGGAGUAUUCCAAAAAAGGAAAUAACUUUAAGGGAGACAGUUCCUUGACAGUCCGAAUAUCAGAACUGUAUACUUUUUGUCUCCUCCUUCUCUUUCUACUUGAGUGCCCAUGUAGUAGGAGAGUAGAGCCAAAGAAUGCAUGCCCAGCUGUAGAUAGUACAUCCUAAUCAUCCUGUAAGUAGUUGCUUUUCCUCUGAAGGGGCUCCAGAAUUCCUCAGCCUCUGCACCAGCUUGUCUGGUCUCCAGGGCCAUACACAGCAGCACCGGGGACUUCACUUCACCAUCAUGGAGGCACUUCAAUUCCUCCCGGAGUAGGAGCCCAUUUCCUAGAUCCCUCCUCUCCCUUUUUCUUGAGGACCUCAUUUUGGUAACAUACACUCCACAGGAGCUUCCUGAGACAGCGUGUGAGAAAGAAGUAAAAUAGAGACUUUUAAGCCUCCAUUCUACAUUACCAUAUACUUCGGUUGGUAUUUCAGUUCAGAUUAGUUUUGAGCACAUGAUGACUACAACAACAAAGAAAAUAGUGGCUUAAAUAAGAUAGGUCAAUAUUUGUUCACAUGGAAUAUUCAGGAUUUAGGUGUCCCAAACAAGUGUGGAGACACCACAAAACGAUGGAAGAUCCAGGCUGCUUUGCCUCUUUGCUCCAUUGUCCUUGGCAUGAAGUUUCCAUUUCCAAGCUCACCUCAUGACCUACCAGGACUAAACAAGAUAUGAAAUAUCACCCUCACCCAAGAAUAAAACUCAGACAGUUAAUUCAAAUGUUAAAUCAAAGUAAGAAAAUUCAAACCAUAGCCAAACUAGAUGGAAAUGGAAUAUAGUGUUACUCAAAACUGGAUGAGGAAAGACUCUGUGGACUUAAUAAUAAAUAUGGUGUUGUGGUGCAGCAUUUAAAAAUUUUUUAACGUUUAUUUAUCUUUGAGAAAGAGAGAGAGAAACAGAGUGCAAGCAGGGGUGGGGUAGAGAAGGGGGGAGGCACAGAAUCCGAAGCAGGCUCUAGGCUCUGAGCUGUCAGCACAGAGCCUGACAUGGGGCUCAAACCCACAAAUCAUGAGAUCGUGACCUGAGCUGAAGUUGGAGGCUUAACUGACGAGCCACCCAAGCACCCCCAUGGUGCACCAUUUUAAAAAAAUAUUAAUCUAGAUCCUGUUUUUUCUACUUUGCAAUUCCUUAUUUUUCCAUCAAGGCCUUUGACCAUGAAACUAGAACAUGAAGCUGAGGUUUAUUUCCCCAGGGAGAAGGGAUCACAAAAUAAACCAGUGAGGAUAGUCAUGUUCAUGGAUGUGAGGUCACAAAUAGUUUUGAAAGCCAUUACUGGUCAUUGAGAGAGAAAAGUUGUUUCUCUAUGUUUGUCUUGCGUUUGAAAUAACAAAGGCUCAGCUUUGGCCAUCACGAGUGUGGAGUCAUUCCAUAACCUCAGAAUUCGGGAAAAAGCUAAAUAAUGUAAGAAUAGAUCUUGUCCACUGGGAAGGUAUAAGCACUUGGAGAGAAAGGUGGACACCAGAAGACUGGGUUAGGAUAGAAAGAGAAACAUCCAGAUAGGUUGGAAAUCCCAACACAAAAACAGGUCCACCAGGUAAACAGGGUAUUUGAAUAUGAAUAUUUGUUUCCUAUGGCUGCUGUAACAAGUCACCACAAAUUUAGGAGCUUAAACCACGCAAAUUAUUACCUUACAGCUCUGUAGGUCGCAAGUGCCACACAGGUCUCUUCUGAUUGCAAUCAAAGUGUCAGCAGGGCUGCGCUCCUUUUGCAUUUCCUUUCUAGAUGGAAGGACCCAUGUCUGUGUUCAUUUAUUUAUUUAAUUUUUAAAAAUGUUUAUUUAUUUUUGAGACAGAAAGAGACAGAGCAUGAGCGGGGGAGGGGCAGAGAGAGAGGGAGACACAGAAUCCGAGGCAGGCUCCAGGCUUGGAGCCGUCAGCACAGAGCCCCACAAGGGGCUCGAACUCGUUAACCGUGAGAUCAUGACCUGAGCUGAAGUCGGACGCUCAACCGACUGAGCCACCCAGGCACCCCCUGUGUUCAUUUAGAUCGUGGGCAGAAUUCAGGUCCUUGAUGUUAUGAGACUGAGGUCUCCAUUCCCUUGUCUGCUGUCAGCUGAGGUCUGUUUUCAGCUUCUAGAGGCCACUCACAUUCCUUGGCAUGGGCUGUGUUCCUCUAUCUACAGAGCCAACAAAGGCCAACUGGGUCCUCAUGCUUCAGGUCUCACCUUCUUCUGCAGGCCUCUGACUCACUGCAGUCAGGAAACAUGCCUGCUUUCAAGGACUCAUGGUUAUACCCGUCCCAUCUGCCUCCCAUCUCAAGGUCCCUGCUCUUCACCAUGCCAGGUCAGGUUGUCCCAGUUUCCAGGGACUAAGACAUGAGCAUCUUUAGAUGGGCCUUUAUCCUGUUUACCUCUGCUUGCACUUAAAACCUCACUAAAAUGAUGAAGGAGAAAAAAAACCCCACCUUAAGAGGUGAGGAAAUGGUAAAUGAGCAUUUUCAAGGAAUUAAA